Neodiprion virginianus is the source of this 2345-nucleotide messenger RNA. RefSeq names its product endoplasmic reticulum lectin 1. NCBI's taxonomy places the organism in Eukaryota, Metazoa, Arthropoda, Insecta, Hymenoptera, Diprionidae. Gene Ontology annotation, biological process: endoplasmic reticulum unfolded protein response; retrograde protein transport, ER to cytosol. Gene Ontology annotation, cellular component: endoplasmic reticulum lumen. The transcript is spliced from 7 exons. The coding region runs from base 154 to 1743 and encodes 529 amino acids. The record is from RefSeq and is a predicted model, not a curated record.
GAUCGAACACGAGCAGACGGGAAUGUGACGGACCGCCUUGCUGCGCUGUCAGUUAGUUAAUUUUCUCGAGUCAUCGAUCAUUAGUGAUUAACGAGCUGGAGAUUAGAAGAUAUCAACAUACGAAAAUAUGCGAAAAAAAUCUGAUUCAAAAAAAUGAGGAUGAUGUUCGGAUUUACUGAUCUCCGAUUACACUUGAUCGCUUUGAUCACAUCUAACGUUAUUUGUUUUGUUUACGGCCACGAUUUGAAGGGUUUCGACGAUACGGUUCUAUUCAAAAUCAAUUGGCCGGGGAAAAGUGCUACGGAUUUACUGGAACCCACAGCAAAUGCAGAACCCUACUUUAUAACAACGGCAAACAAUGAACAAUACCACUGUUUGAUACCUGAUACUACGGAACAAGAAUAUGACAAUGGAGAAACGUAUGCUGGGCCUAAUCCUAUACAAAUAUUAUCAACAUUGUUCGUUCAAAAUUCAUGCUCGUAUCGGUUAGAAUCGUAUUGGACUUAUGAGCUUUGCCACGGUAGAUAUGUGCGCCAGUACCACGAGGAGAGAGAAGGAAAAAAAGUUAAAGUCCAAGAGUAUUAUCUUGGAACGUUUGACAAAUCACAGAAAGCUAAACUAUCUGCAGAAUACGAUGAACAUGCCAAGAAUCCGAACUGGAAAGCACAAAUACCGGUUCAAAAGGUGGAAAAUGUAAACAUGCCAUAUUUCGAAAUCGAGAUGUCAGAUGGGACGAUGUGCGACUUGACUGAUAAACCAAGGACGAUAAGAGUUUUGUACGUUUGCUAUCCACAUGGGAAACACGAAAUCUUCUCGUUGAAAGAAACUUCGUCCUGCGAGUACGAGGCUGUUGUUUUAUCCCCGUUACUCUGCAAGCACCCUGAUUACAAAGCGCAAGACAGUGGAGAAAACGUGAUUGACUGUAGACCUGUUGAUAACGCUCCAAAGAAACCCAGGUCUCUAGUUGCUUUAGAAGCUGAAAGCCUGAAACUCAGACAUGAGAAAGUUACGUCUACUCUCCAAAAAUUGAAUCGACUCUUUCUUGCGCAGGAUGAAAAGCCGCAGAAAAUCUAUGCGAUCUUCCAUGUAGAUAAGGAGGGCCAGGAUGGAGAAACGCGGUUCAGAGUUGAAGUCCGCCCAGUAGAGGAAACAAGUAAUGUUGAAGAGACUGCAAGUUCGGCUGUAGAUCAGGGUGUUAGUCCAAUCGAUGUUAGCCCAAUUCAAAAUUUUUUAAGUGGUGUAAACUGUUUAAAUGGGGGUAAUGGUUGGUGGAAAUACGAGUUUUGCUAUGGUCGUACGGUAAAUCAGUAUCACAUAGAGCGAGAUGGUACAAAAACUGUGGUUAAUCUUGGUAAAUUCGACACAAAGAAGCAUCUGGAGUGGAUCGUAGCGCACCCAAAUAAAAGGCCAAAACCUAUCGCACAGAGAAAGCAAUUGUCUCAUUUCUACAGUGACGGCAGCACCUGUGAUAAAACUGGGAAGCUCAGACAAACGGAAGUGAAACUCAAAUGCGCUGACAACCUGACAAUCAGUCCGUCCAGCGUGUCCUUAUACUUACUCGAGCCAAAAACUUGUGAGUAUAUUCUUGGAGUUGAGUCGCCAUUCAUAUGUGACAUUUUGGAGUUUGCCGACGAGAAUGGGCUGAUUGGUGAUACAACUGUAUUAAAUUUUGAUGAUAUGAAAACGCCAUUUCACCAAGAGAGAGAUGAGAUGGAUGAGAGGAUAGCUAAUGAAGACGAAUAGCCGUGAAUAGAGUUCCCCUCUAGAAUUUUCUUUGUUAUGAUCAGCAAACACCCAAAGGAUAACGAAUGCUGUAAUUAUAUUGCAACGAGUAUACGGUACAAAACUGUCGAACCGAAAUUUAUACUGGCAGUGCAUUUAUCACUCGUUUUGUAUGUAUUCGUUAUAAACGUGGACUUACUGCGGUAAAUUCGCACUGUUGAUAAAGUUGAAAUCAUCAGCAUUUGAUACGAACUGUGAAAUACACAAUAUUAUUGAUAAUGGUAAUUCUAUUGCAAAAAAUGGGUUUCUUUUUCAAUGUGGACAAUAUAUUAUUCUAGGUAAAAUGCGAAAUAAAACCAAGUAUUGAAAUUCAGUUUUUUUUUUUUUAUCAUUAGGACAAAUUUUCGACAUUAUUCGUAUGGUAUUCCUUCGUGAUUCGCAAACGAUGGGAUUUGUUAAAAUUUACGAAAGAGAACUAUGGGAUGUAACAAGUGCCAUGGAUGUUUUGGAAUUGAAUUAUCUUCUAAUUUAAAUACUUAAUGUAUGUAUGCUAAACGAUGCUGUGUAAAAAGAGUGUUUUUAAACUGUUGAUGGGGUAUAGGUAAUAAAAUAAUUAAAUAGAA